Messenger RNA from Anthonomus grandis grandis, 2021 nucleotides. Its product is annotated as protein Malvolio-like. Gene Ontology annotation, biological process: metal ion transport; manganese ion homeostasis; response to manganese ion. Gene Ontology annotation, molecular function: cadmium ion transmembrane transporter activity; iron ion transmembrane transporter activity; manganese ion transmembrane transporter activity. Bases 219 to 1934 code for a protein of 571 amino acids. Gene Ontology annotation, cellular component: apical plasma membrane. The record is from RefSeq and is a predicted model, not a curated record. Lineage: Eukaryota; Metazoa; Arthropoda; Insecta; Coleoptera; Curculionidae. The transcript has 10 exons.
AGGUCCCGGUAUUGGAACGAGUAAAUCCGUCGGUCAACGCCGAUGAACUUCAACUUAAAAAAAAAUAAAAAUAAUUAAAUAAUUACGUUUUACGAAAUAGUUUGUUUUUAUCACAUAUCCGAGCGAGAGAUUAGAGCUUUUGAAUGGUAAAUGUGUGCAUAAUUUGACAGUGUUAAUGUAAAAGUGCACGCGAGCACAUUGAAGCUAUGCUUUGGUGAAUGAAAUUUUUGGGUAUUAUGACUUGUGGUGGUGAUCGUAAUUUAAAUAGUGUCGGUGAGGAUUUGGAGAUGAAGCAAAAAGAGGCUGAAGAAAAUUACAAAAAUGGAAUCCUUAAUAGGUAUUAUUACGAGGAGAAUGACGACCUCAAUACGUACUUUUCCACCGAUAAAAUCGAAAUUCCUGAAACAGACAAGGCCGGAUUUAGUUUUCGUAAACUAUGGGCUUUUACUGGUCCAGGUUUCCUAAUGUCCAUAGCGUAUCUGGAUCCAGGAAAUAUCGAGAGUGACCUACAGUCCGGUGCUAUAGGCAGAUAUCGUUUAUUAUGGGUUCUAUUCGCUUCCACCAUUUUGGGGUUCGUUAUGCAAAGUUUAGCUACGAAGUUAGGGUGUGUAACUGGACUUCACUUAGCGGAAAUGUGCCACAGACAAUACAAAAAAUUCCCAAAAAUCAUUUUAUGGAUAAUGAUCGAGAUCGCCGUUAUAGGAUCCGAUAUGCAAGAAGUCAUCGGCACCGCCAUAGCCAUUUAUAUGUUAUCAAACAAAGUGAUACCUUUAUAUGGCGGCUGUCUCAUAACCAUAGUAGACACCUUCACAUUCCUAUUUCUGGACAAAUACGGCCUAAGAAAACUGGAAAUGUUCUUUGCCUUAUUAAUCGCCGUCAUGGGAAUCAGUUUCGGUUACGAGUACGUCAUCUCCGAUCCCAAUCCAGCCGAUGUUACCAAAGGACUUUUCAUUCCAUGGUGUCAAAAUUGUGAUACAGCGGUUCUUUUACAAGCUGUAGGAGUGGUGGGGGCAGUGAUAAUGCCCCAUAACCUCUAUCUGCACUCCGCUCUGGUCAAAUCCAGAAAUAUCGACAGGAAGAACCCGGAUAAAAUCAAAGAGGCCACGCUGUACUAUUCGAUAGAGAGUGCCAUAGCCUUAUUGUGCAGUUUGGUUAUAAAUAUAUUCGUCGUUUCAGUGUUUGCUUAUGGAAUGUUCGAGAGGACCAAUCAGGACUUGCUUAACACUUGCGAGAAGCAGGGCCAUGAAAUGUACGAUAUUGCCAAGGACGUUUUUAAAAACAAUACUGAAGUGGUGGACGCGGAUAUUUACAAGGGUGGUGUAUUUUUGGGGUGCACAUACGGUUUUAUCGCGAUGAUUAUUUGGGCGGUGGGAAUUUUGGCUGCUGGACAAAGCUCGACCAUGACUGGAACUUAUGCUGGACAAUUCGCUAUGGAAGGUUUUCUUAAUCUACAGUGGCCCAAAUGGAAACGAGUCCUUUUCACCAGAAGCAUUGCGAUGGUACCAACUUUCCUCACAGCAUUCUACAGUUCAUUAGACGAGCUGACAAGCCUUAAUGAUUUCUUGAAUGCUGUUAUGAGUCUGCAGCUACCAUUCGCCUUAAUACCCACGAUAGCAUUCACUAGCAAUCCUUAUAUAAUGGGGAACUUUGUUAAUGGAUUGGCUUAUAAAGUGGUGUCAGUGCUACUGGCAGCGGUGAUAAUAGCGAUUAAUAUAUUCUUCGUAUCAAACACGAUAGCGGAAAGCGACUUUGAUACUUAUGUACUUGUGGUGAUAUACAUAUUGGCUGUAGCAUACUUCGUUUUAGUUGUAUAUACGCUGAUCCAUAUGGUGAUCAGUUUUUCUGGGGAAAAACACUUCGAAAAACCGUGGGUUAAGAAGUAUUUUUCCGUAUCGUUGGAAAAAGUGCAAUUUAACGGCGGCGGUACUGCGUAAAAAGUGAAUGUUUCUAGUCCAUAUUAAAAUUUUAUGAUUAUAAGCAUUUUUGUAAUUUUUAUGUAAAUAAAUAAUUUAUUAUAUAAA